Lytechinus pictus (painted urchin) is the source of this 2452-nucleotide messenger RNA. RefSeq names its product secreted frizzled-related protein 5-like. Gene Ontology annotation, biological process: canonical Wnt signaling pathway; non-canonical Wnt signaling pathway. The coding region runs from base 245 to 823 and encodes 192 amino acids. The transcript has a single exon. Gene Ontology annotation, molecular function: Wnt-protein binding. The record is from RefSeq and is a predicted model, not a curated record. NCBI's taxonomy places the organism in Eukaryota, Metazoa, Echinodermata, Echinoidea, Temnopleuroida, Toxopneustidae.
AUAGCCUCGCUCGAUCACUCAUUCUGUCCGCCGCUGUGAUUUCGUCUGCCGCAACAGGUGAAUACGGUCACGGAUUCGUCACUGCUUGCUCAAUUUUGCAGACGACUGUCGAACACUCUUGUUGUCGAUAAAAGAUUGAUCCAUUUGGUUUCAGUUUUGACGAGAAACUGCUGUUUCCAGCUCUGUAUCUGUUCAGGAAACAUUAUCCGUGCCUUCGCCUCAGUACGAGAUACACACCGACAUCAUGAUCGAGAGGUUGCUCGUGAUAUUCCUUGCUUUCGUCGCGUCGACGCCCGCCGUCGUUUGGGGGCAGGAGACGGAGACAGACAUGGCGAUGCUCGGGGUGAACUCCCGCACGUACCCGCUCGACCUCAGCGGUCGCCCCAAGGAAUCAGUAUGCGUCGACAUCCCGGAGGAUCUGAGCUUAUGUCAAAAUAUUGGAUACACACGGAUGCGGAUGCCGAAUCUAUUGGAACAUGAUACCAUUGAGGAAGUCAAAAACCAAGCUAAGAGCUGGAUUCCUCUUCUCCUUCAGCACUGUCACGAAGGCACCCAGCUCUUUCUCUGCACCCUCUUCGCUCCGGUCUGCCUUGUCCUCGACCGCCCUAUCUACCCGUGCCGGUCGCUCUGCGAGGAGGUCCAAGCCGGCUGCGGUCCCCUGAUGGAGUCCAACUGCUUCCCGUGGCCGGAUAUGCUCAGGUGCGACAAGUUUCCCGAGGACAACGAUCUCUGCAUCCGACUGAACAUGCGGAAUCAGAACGGGACCGUCGAGGCUCAGCCAUUUGAGAUGUCUGCAGGUACGGCACGUUCCGGUAAAAUUUAGUGAUAGAUUACUAAUAUUAUAUAAUCAUUAAUCAAACCAUGUUUUUCAUGUUUUUGUAAUAUGUGGUCAAUCUGCCAAGGCCAAGCGUGGGCGCAAGUCGAGCGAGGGGCAUGGGCCGCUGUUGGGCCCGCUGUUGGGUCGAAUCAACGACCCGGUCCAGAUCCAGAAGCUUGGUUCAACAAACGUUGCAAUUAACUUUGCCUUUGCGGCAACUAUUAUGAUAAUGGGUCUCAGAAAGCAAUCAAGGUUGCCAUGGUAGUUGUCAUUCUGGGGCAGUUACCACAGUUGCAUCGAUUAACAUCUAGAUCAGUCAUUACCCGUUGGACUGAUUAUUUACGAUUAAUCAUAGACUUUGGAUAACCUAUACACCUGGGUGAAGAGCGGUAAAAAUAAAAUAACAUUUGUCCAUAUCCAUGACGAUUGCCAACUAUGCCAACUAUGAUUUAAGUGUAAUGAAAAAAAAAUAAGCCUAAUGGAGACCCGUCCAUAGCCGGGGUGACGAGAAAUCAUUUUAUCUCUGGUGACCUAUGUUAUAUUGGUUGUCAAACCUGUAUAAUCAUUUAAUAAAAAGAGUUCUCAAAAGGAACAAGAAAAGUUGUCUUAUUGAUAAAGGCAGGUGGUAUUUGUAGACAGAUAGCCUACAAGUGAGAACCAGAUUUAAAGGAGAACAAAAUAGAGCGGAGAAACGGCCUUUGCCUCUUCAGCUCCAUCUCUCUGGAGUCUGGAAUGCUCUUCCACUGAGGGUCCGAUCAUCUGAAUCGCUUGAACAUUUAACAAUUAUUUAAAAUCCUGUUUCUUCUUACUUUGGUUGAAUAUGUUAAGGUAAUUUUGAUCUGACCAUACACUCGCACAAGCAAACAUUUUUUCCCCUGUAAUUCCACCCCCAUCUCUCUGCGCUUCGGAAUAGUUUACUAGAUAGAUGGCGCGUAAUAAAUGCUGUGUUUAUUACGGAAAGGGGGAAAUACAGACAAUCAUUAUAAUUAUAGAAAAGCUGACAGUGUUGACACUAAAAAAAAAAUAAAACAGGUUUGGUAAAGUUUGGUUCACUACACCACUUCUGUUUUCCUUACCACUGAUGAAUAAAAAAUGCAUAAGGUUUUAAUUAAACACUGAGUAGUGUUGUAAUAAGUCACCUGAUUUGCAUGUAAAUUGGUUUCCAAUCACAGUUAUGUAAAGGUUACCAUGCCUCGCCGAUAGUGUUGUAUAAUGUGACACAGUAAAAACUAGAGGGGUGAAACUGACUUUUACGCAGCAAAAACUGUGGUGUUAACCGGUGUACAUAACGGACCACACCAGUUAUUUUACACCGGUGUUGAAUUGAUGGUGUUAGUUUUACACCUAUAGGUGUCAUUACAACACCUUUGGUUGUUACAUUUACACGCUUUGGUGUUAUUUUUAAUCUCUAGGGUGUAAUUAUAACACCUCGGGGUGUGGUCCUCUAUUAACACCAACUGGUGUUAGUUUUAACACCGCAGUUUUUACAGUGUAGUUCGUAACGCCAGAGUAACAAACCCUGAGGUGUUUAAAAAUAACACCCUAGAGAUUGAACAUAACACCAAAGAGUGUAACAGAAACAACAAUAGGUGUUGUAAUAACACCCACAGGUGUGAACUAACACCAAAAACGCUC